UAAAAGGGGGGGCGUGGCCUGAACCUGAAACGGAGGGGACGCCAUCUCUGCCUGCUCCUAACAAGCCUGAAACAAAUCUGCAAACAUCCUGCAAAGGAACCGACCGAUUGCCAGACCCACCUCGAAACCGGCAUCGGGGCGACGAAGCGCACACAUUGAUGCCUUUCUUUCAACCCCAAAAAUCUGGCAAGGUGAAACGGAGGCUCAAGGCCUAUCCCUCGCCGACCAUCUCCGGGCUCGAGGACUUCCUAGGCGGGGUGUACAGCCGGGGUGAGCAUACGCUAUCAAGCGACCCCCUGCCGACCCACAACGAUACCCCAACGAAUAUGGGGAGACGUAUGCAAAAAGCACAGUCCGGACACCCAGCAGAGCAGCCUGACAUUGGGGCUCUACUACAGAGACAGGCACAAUCCAAGAUGGCCACGGAGGCUCAACAAACUCUGACAACGACCCGUGCUGCAUCUCAUACUCCCACACAAACGGAGAAUAACA
Pelobates cultripes (western spadefoot toad) is the source of this 492-nucleotide messenger RNA. The record is from the annotation of a GenBank genome assembly. NCBI's taxonomy places the organism in Eukaryota, Metazoa, Chordata, Amphibia, Anura, Pelobatidae.